Molecule: messenger RNA, 2331 nt
Organism: Mesorhabditis belari
Lineage: Eukaryota; Metazoa; Nematoda; Chromadorea; Rhabditida; Rhabditidae
Source: the annotation of a GenBank genome assembly
AUGUCCUUAACUCAAAAUAUUCUCUUCAUUACAAUAUUCUCGCAUUUUGCUCAAGGUUCAAACAAGGGAGUAAACUCCUAUUACGAGCCUCCUUAUCAUCAUCGAUUCAAAAGCAGAUUACCAAAAGAAUAUGUCGUAUUGAGCAGCGAAGAAAUCCCAAAUACAUUUAACGAUGAAAAACUUUUGGAGCCGUCAAUACCCACGCUGAUUUCUUUCUCUCAAUCUUCUCUUGAUGAAUCUGAGCAAAAUCAACAAGAAAUCAGAAGAUCUCCACAAAGGAUCACUCCUCCACAAGCAAAGAUCCCGCCGACAUGGAAACGAUCAUUUACUGAAUUAGCCAUUCAACCAAUUGCGCUAACAAAAAAGCUCGUUCUGGAGUCGCUCGAUUCAAAUCAAUCACUUCCUAUCUUGCAAGCAAUCCCUUCAAAUACAAGAUUUAUUCGUUCCAAAAAUCUUUCAAUAACAAAAAUCCUUGCUGCUGCAAAAUCAAAAGAGUUUGGAGCAAACACGAUUGUCGAGAAGCAUCGAUCAGAGGGUCCUUUGCCUAAAAGGAAAAGAAAAUACAAAAAACGUUCCGCGAAACGAUUAUGGAAGAAAAAGAUCAAAAAGCAGCAUGCUGAGAAUCCUCCCGUCAUUCCAAGAAGACCUCCACCACUUUCGCGUCGAUUCCCGAAAGAAUUCAAAUAUAAAGCUAAGAAUUCAAAAAAUCUUAGUGAUUCGCGACAAAAGAUUCCGAGUCUUCCUUUGCGACCCAUUCCAAAUGAAAUAAAUGAGAGGAGAACGGUUUUGGAAUUCGAGAUUGAUAAAUUGAAUGAAGAAUUGAAAAGUAUUGAAAAUCGACUAAAAGAAACAGAUGAAAGUACUGAGCAAAGUAUUGGAGAUCGAAUUGAAUUGAAUGAACAAAGAGAGCUUAAAAAGAAAUAUCAGCAAGCUAUCGAGGAAUUAACAGAAUCGACUUCAAGACCUUUUAUGGAACCAACGACAAUAAGUGAUAAUGGGACAUGGAAUCCAUUGAAAUAUUAUGUAAAAGAUGGGAUUGUCUAUGAAAGAAUGCAAGGCAGACGUGUGGCUGGUGUUUCCACUCAAGAUCGAGCCAUUCCGGUCAUCAGUCGAGAGGGAAACUUUAUUGGGCCAAAGAGUCGAGUGGAAUCGUCUCCUUUAGUGGCUGAAAUACAAUGGGAAACAAGUAAUGAGGAAAAUUCUGGUUAUGCAAAAAGAAUAGGGAAUCUAAAUAGCGAAUCAAUAUUCAACAAGCAACAACGUGGAUUUAUGUUCCCAAUCGGUCUCAACUAUCCACCAAUCCCUAUUCCAACAGCUUCUUUCUACAAAGGAGCUAUCACUUCAUCGACAUUUUCUCCUACAACCACUGACACUCAACGAUUAUAUUCUUUCCUUGUUGAGCCAUUCCCAUUACCUGGAAACUUUAUCAGACCAAGAGCCCCAUUAUUUCCUCCAAUUGCUCCUUCAAUCUCUCAUAUUUCUGAUCAACAACAGAAUCGAUUUGAUGAAAAUGAUGCACAAAAAGAUAUCUACAACGGAACACAAAUAGACAAACGUUCUUCUUCUCUCAAUGGCAACUUUCCAUCACAAAGUUGUUACACAAAUCGUGAUGGUUAUAUGUGUUGCAACGAAAGAUUGGAAAUGAUCAUGAGAAAGAGUUUCUCAAAAUUGAGACGACGCUUAGGAGAUCAUGGAUGCACAGUUCAAUUGAUAGCCAAUCAAAUACAAAAAGAUGCUGAAGUGAUGUUUGGUCUUCCAUUCGAAACUGUUGUCGGCGGGGCCGAUUUUGCGCUACGAGCUCAUUUUGUGGCUGAUUUGACAUGUAAAAUUGAACAAGAUGGACGAUUUGUGACUGCUUAUGCUACAGCCACACCGGAAAAUGGCAAGAUAGAAUUUCCACAGAGAAUAGUUUAUGAUCCAAGAGAACUUGUUACCUUAUCACCGGAAAUUCAGCCAAUCAAUGAGAAUGUACUCAAUCAAUUUAUCGAGGAAAGGAGUGUUGCUCAGAGAACGACAUUGCACAUUCCCGAUACAUCGACUUUGUCGGAUCUCAACCUUUUACCUUUUGGAACAUUGCAAACAGAGGAUGGCUCAAAUUCAAAAGAGACCAAUACUUCACAAUCAAAAUUCACAACAGUCAGAACAACAGCAAAGGAUGAACCACGAUUAACAUUUUCUCUCAAGACUCCAUUUAAAGAUUUCAAUGAUGCCUCACUGGAUCAAAUCUCAACUCCAAAAUAUUCAACAAAUCAAGAACUUUUCCCUCUUCCUCAUCGAACACAAAUGGGUGUAAAAACUGUUUCAGUGGGAAAACCUAUCGAUUUUUCACAA